Molecule: messenger RNA, 1605 nt
Organism: Teleopsis dalmanni
Lineage: Eukaryota; Metazoa; Arthropoda; Insecta; Diptera; Diopsidae
Gene: Cyp305a1
Product: probable cytochrome P450 305a1
Exons: 2
Coding region: 106-1605 (499 amino acids)
Biological process (GO): xenobiotic metabolic process
Cellular component (GO): intracellular membrane-bounded organelle; cytoplasm
Molecular function (GO): heme binding; oxidoreductase activity, acting on paired donors, with incorporation or reduction of molecular oxygen, reduced flavin or flavoprotein as one donor, and incorporation of one atom of oxygen; iron ion binding
Source: RefSeq, a predicted model, not a curated record
GGCGCAUUGCGGUGGUUUGUCGUUGCGGUGGUUUAAUCGAAUAUAACGGCGAGCUUCGUUUUUAUUGAAGAAUAGCGUGCAUUCAUAAAAAAAAACUAUUCUAAAAUGGAUACGUUUUUAUUGAUAGUAACUUUUUUAAUUGGAUAUAUAAUAUAUUUUUUAAUUAAAUCUAUGAAACGACCAACAGAUUUUCCACCAGGUCCUCAAUUUCGUCCGUGGGUUGGAAAUUCUUUUGAAUUACGAAAAGACGCAAUCGCCUUAAGUGGACAACAUAUGGCUUUCGAGAACUGGUCAAAGAAAUAUAAUACAGAUAUCUUAGGCUUAAAGCUACGUGAUGAACUUGUUGUUGUUGUUCUCUCUUAUACACUUGUACACGAGGUACAUUUGCAAGAAGUUUUUGAAGGACGACCGGAUACCUUUUUUCUACGUUUACGUACUAUGGGUACGCGAAAAGGUAUAACCUGCACUGAUGGAAAACUCUGGUAUGAGCAUAGAAAUUUUGCUAUGAAACAAAUGCGUCAUGUAGGUUAUGGUCGGACACAAAUGGAACAACAUAUCGAAAAGGAAUGCAAUAGCUUAUUAACAUAUAUUGAAAAUACAAAAUCAGAACCUAUUUGGCCUGGUACAUUUCUGGCACAAAGUGUAAUUAAUGUUUUGUGGUGCCUGACUGCUGGACAGCGUAUCGAACGUAAUGAUAAGCGUUUGGUUAAACUGCUCGAUUUGCUUAAUCGUCGCUCAAAAGUCUUUGAUCUUUGCGGUGGAAUGCUGACUCAGUUUCCUUGGUUACGUCAUAUAGCACCAGACAAAUCUGGUUAUAAUUUAGUGCGCCAAAUGAAUGAAGAGCUACAUCAUUUUUUUAUGGAAACUAUUGAAGAACAUAAAAAACGAUUGACACCCGAAAAUGCUGAUUCUGAUUUAAUUUUUGCAUAUAUACGAGAAAUGAAUAACCAUCUUGGUGCAGAAAAUAGCACUUUUAAUGAAACCCAACUUACCAUGACAAUUCUAGACUUUUUUAUAGCCGGCUCACAAACCACUAGUAAUACUUUAGAUUUAGCCCUAAUGAUGCUCGCGACACGCCCAGAUAUACAACAAACGAUAUCUCAGGAAAUUGCUGCUAAUCUCAAGUUUAAUACUGACGAGUUUCCUCAUCUAAGUGCACGAACUUUCUACCCCUAUUUGGAUGCUUUCAUUAUGGAAGUUCAAAGAUACUUUCAUAUCACACCCAUAACUGGACCUCGCAGAGCAUUAUGGGAUACAACUUUAGGAGGAUACAAUAUUCCUAAAAAUACAACGAUAUUGAUUGGUCUACGCUCUGUACAUAUGGAUAAAACACAUUGGGGUGAUCCUGACAUUUUCCGUCCAGAACGUUUUAUUGAUUCAGAAGGUAAAACAAUAAAAGACGAGUAUUUCAUGCCCUUCGGACAAGGACGCAGACGAUGUUUGGGGGAUGCAUUAGCAAGAGCCUGCAUUUUCUCAUUUCUCGUAAAAAUCAUUCAAAAUUAUAAAAUUGAGUGUGCAGAAACUGACAAGCCUUCGUUAAUACUUCAGCCGGGAAUCACAUUAUCACCAAAACCUUAUAAAGUCAAAUUUUUAGUACGUGAAUAA